UCCAUCCAUCCAUUCCUCCCUCCCUUCCUCCCCCGACGUGGUUCCUCCGCCUCCUCGGUGGGGCCAUGCUGGGCCUGGGGCUCCUGGUGCUGGUGGUGUGGGGCUGGGCCCUGGUCCUGGUGGGGUCCCAGGAGCUUUAUGCACCCCACUCCAUCCGGCUGGAGGGGGACAUCACCCUCGGGGGCCUCUUCCCGGUCCACGCCAAGGGCCCCGGCGGAGGAGGAGGAGGUGGUGGAGGGGUCGGCGGAGGGGGCCUUGGGGCCCUUCCCUGCGGGGACAUCGAGGGCGAGUCCGGGAUCCACCGCCUGGAAGCCAUGCUCUACGCCUUGGACCAGAUCAACAGCGACCCGGAGCUGCUGCCCAACGUGACGCUGGGGGCGCGGAUCCUGGACACCUGCUCGCGGGACACCUACGCGCUGGAGCAGUCGCUCACCUUCGUCCAGGCCCUCAUCCAGAAGGACACUUCCGACGUCCGCUGCACCAACGGGGAGCCGCCCGUCUUCGUCCGGCCCGAGAAGGUCCUCGGCGUGGUGGGCGCCGCCAGCAGCUCCGUCUCCAUCAUGGUCGCCAACAUCCUCCGGCUCUUCCAGUGUAUAGAAAUCCACUUGGUGAUGUUGGGAAUACUUGCUCAGCCUAAGAAAGACAAUGGCAAAAGACAAUGGCAAACUUCCUCUGAAAAAAUCUUCCAAGAAAACUCUGUGAGAGGUUUGCCAAUAAGUUGAAGUCAAC
Messenger RNA from Sceloporus undulatus (fence lizard), 729 nucleotides. Its product is annotated as metabotropic glutamate receptor 7-like. Lineage: Eukaryota; Metazoa; Chordata; Lepidosauria; Squamata; Phrynosomatidae. Gene Ontology annotation, biological process: G protein-coupled glutamate receptor signaling pathway; regulation of synaptic transmission, glutamatergic. The record is from RefSeq and is a predicted model, not a curated record. The coding region runs from base 66 to 722 and encodes 218 amino acids. Gene Ontology annotation, cellular component: membrane. Gene Ontology annotation, molecular function: group III metabotropic glutamate receptor activity. The transcript is spliced from 2 exons.